AGUGGGCUACCAUUUCAGACCGUGUACCGAAUUAUCGUGCCUUAUGCCUCCAACUCAACUCAACUUUUUCCUUUUUUUUCCUUUCAGGCGCUCGUUGUGCUGGGGAUAAGAAACGAUAUCACCUCAAGCGAAAAAGAGAAGAGCGUCCUCCUCGAAUACUGUCCUUUGAUUGCGAUUCCAGUAUUCGCGGUCGCUAACGUGCUAUAUUACGUUAGACAGGGCAAGAGAUGGUGGGAGGCUUUCCGCGUUCGAACAUCGUUAGCUUCUUCGAGCAUAGCGCCUUCGAAAACAGCAAAAACCAUCAGCAAGAUUCAUCCGGAGACAGAGAAUGUGAAGAACGGGACGUUCCGAGGAAAAUUUUGA
This is a messenger RNA of Cooperia oncophora, 363 nucleotides long. The record is from the annotation of a GenBank genome assembly. NCBI's taxonomy places the organism in Eukaryota, Metazoa, Nematoda, Chromadorea, Rhabditida, Trichostrongylidae.